AUGUCCACGCCAGCAAAACGCCCAGCUCUAGGGAUCUCCGGAACCCAGAAACAAGCUCUUCGAGUCUGGGCGGAAAGUCAAAACCCCCGUCCAUCCCAAUCCCAAUGUUCCGCUUGGUUCGAACGGACCUAUGGACGGAGCCUCUCCCAAUCAACUAUUUCAACAAUCCUCUCCAAAAAGUUCGACCACCUUGAUGCCGGUCCGGCAUCUAAAUUGAGACGUCAAUUAGCACCACAAUGGCCCCUUCUUGAGACACCACUUUGUGAAUGGCUCGCGAGUCAAGAACCUGGCUCAACACCAACAGCUGAUACUAUUAUUACCAAAGCACGCGAAAUCUGGAAUGGAAUUCCGGAAUACCAGACCCUGCCACUUCCUCACUUUAGCAAUGGGUGGUUGAACAGAUUCAAGAAACGAUAUGCCGCUCAUCUCCAUGAUCGCCAAGAUGGCGUGUCUCAACCCCCACCUCAAGCUGGUCGCAAGGAAAUGAAAGCAAUGAAAACGCUAUGUGGUGAAUUCCCAGAAGACGAUAUUUACAACAUGGAUGAGACUGGCCUUUUCUGGCGAAAGCCUCCAUUUGGCGCUUCCCCCACCAUGGAACAAAUGAUAACAAACAGGGAAAACUCCCGCAUCUGCCUCAUGCUCUGUACAAACAGCACUGGGUCAGAUCGGUUACCCCUUUGGGUCAUCGGACAUACGCAUACACCAGAGGCACUUCGGAGGGCUAAUCUCAAAGCCAUGGACUGCCAUUGGCGAUAUCAUCGGCAGGCCUGGCUAACCCAAUCGAUCAUGCAAGAAUGGCUGCUUUUCUUCUACGAACAUGUAGGGCAGCGCAGAGUUUUGCUUCUGCUGGAUAAUCAUCCAGACCACCAAGCUGCCGUCGAGGCUACGCCGCCGCCUCCGAAUGUGCAUCUUCAACUGUUUCCUACCCAAACCCGUGCUUUGAAUGAGCAGCAACCGAUCAACUUGGGAAUUUCUCAGACUUUCAAACACUACUAUCGCAGGCAAUGGCUUGCGUACAUUGUGGCAGGUAUGGAAUCUCCCCAAAACCCAGUCCACAUGAUGAGUCUUUAUCACACCAUGUCCUGGGCCACCCGGAUCUGGCGUCAUGACGUUGCAAACGCGAUUAUUUACAGAGCAUUCCGGAAGAGCCAUCUUAUGGACCCACAGAUCGAGUUCAUCACAGCUCCAAAAUCACCCGAUCUGACAGCUCUCUACGAGACCGUCACACAAAAUAAUCCUGAUGGUCGACCGGUCACCAGCCUUGAAAAUUUCACUCAUCCUGUGGACGAGGAUUUCGAAUCUGUUUUAAAUGUUGCUGGGUUUAUCGUUGAUGGUGAAACUACUCUACAGGAACUGGAUGACGCUAUUGUUUCCAUCCCGUUGGAGCAACUAAUACCCCCGGCUGUGGAUGCAGUCAUUGGGAUACAGACGGCCAUCCGAUACUUGGUACAUCAGCCUUGGGCUACCUCGAAGGACCUUCAGGCUCUCGAGAGGAUAGAGAGAAUGAUCAAUCGUCUCGCUAUUGAGGAGCGACGACAGGCACACCUUGGGGGGUUUGAUUGA
Penicillium vulpinum is the source of this 1563-nucleotide messenger RNA. RefSeq lists its product as uncharacterized. The transcript has a single exon. Gene Ontology annotation, cellular component: nucleus. Gene Ontology annotation, molecular function: DNA binding. The record is from RefSeq and is a predicted model, not a curated record. NCBI's taxonomy places the organism in Eukaryota, Fungi, Ascomycota, Eurotiomycetes, Eurotiales, Aspergillaceae. The coding region runs from base 1 to 1563 and encodes 520 amino acids.